AUGUCAAACAGGCUACGCCGCCUUCAAGGACCGAGGAAAAGCCUCCCAGAUCCGUAUGAUCAGCGGCAGUCUGUGUCGGCAGGUAAUCCUCGCAUCAGGCUGGAUCAACCACAAGAUGCCCUCCCAGACAUCUCACCCCGGCGCAAAGACAAGCAACGGGAGCCCAGAGCUGGAACAACGAAGAAAAAAUCAGGGACAUUGGACCGGCUCACCGCAAGAAGAAGUACACGAAAUCAGCUUGCUGUGCCAGAUGUAGAUGAUCACGGACAGCCACCUCAAAAUACUCCUCGACGCUCGCCACGAAAACAUGGAACGGGUAAUGGCACACCCGGCACCUCGUCAUCCAGAAAGGGACUGCGUCCUCGAGAAUCUUUGUCCCAGAAGCAGGGCGUAGAGGACGAAUACGACAUUGAAGAAGAACCGAACGAAGGCGAAGAUCACACGGUUCCCGACGAACAUGAUGAUUUUGCUGAAAGCGCAGAUGAGAAUGUGCAGAUUGAUAAUCAAGCACCCCAAACGCCAGAGAAAAGACGUCCCGGUCGUCCACGCAAAGUUCCGCAACCAGAGCCUCAGCGAACUCCAUUGACAGAGAAGAGGCGCGUUGGUCGACCUUCCGGGUCAUCGAAAUCGCAAUCAUCGAAAUCAAAACCGGCGGAGUCGGACUCCAGAGUGGCUAGGAAGUCAACGGCAAACAACGAACGCACUGAUCGGGGAAGCCAAGCGGCAGCCCAGCGAGAAACAGGAAUUGAGACGUUACGCAAAUCCCAAGUUCGGUUUUCGGGUGCUACGGAAAAGAAUGAUCUUGAGGAUAGCCCUGAUGAGGCAGAACUGGAGACUCGACAAGAGCAGCCGAGAAAGCGGCCCCGAGGUCACGGUCCUCAAGGGGUCCCAGGACGACCCGGCAAGAAAGCGAGGACUACUAGCCUUCACCAACGUGAUACUGGUGAAACCUCACAAGCCUCGAGCAACCAUGACACGAAUGAGGAUGAGGAGGUUGAAGACGACGACGAACAAACCGAGGACGCUGAUUCACAUCAACUGUUUGGCCAGGGCAGGAAAUUCAAGGAGAUUUAUACCAAUCUCAAGAACGUCGGGGUAAGCCAUAGGAAUGGCACAUCCCAUCGAGCCAAUGUAGACCGCAACGACGACGACGUCAAGGCAAUUUUGAGGCUUUGCAAGAAAGCAAGAACGAGCCUGACACGACUACAAGACGAUCGAGAGAACAGCGAGACCUUGCCAGAUCCGCCACGAGAGUUCAGCCAAAUCACGCACAGAAUCCAAGGACUAUGCGGAGAGAACGAUGAAUUUCCGACGGACUUUAAAGACCAGGACAAGGCUACUGAGAUAUAUCUCUAUGUAAUUCCUGCUCUGGUCAAGCUAUUGAAAGAGACCAUCGAGGCUUACGAGACGAUUGAUGGGAGAGGCGCACGAGGGGCCUCUAUUACCAUCGAUCACCUCCAGACUGUAAUCCGUCUGGUGGCUCUCAUUCUACAACUGGGCGCCAGCGCGAUGGAAUAUGCUAGACCGGACUCUGAGCUCUCUGUGGUGAAACCCGUAAAGCACGACAUACUAAAACCUUUGAAGGAGGUCCGCGAUGGCCUCAUAAGAUACAUCCUCACAAAAGAACAGGACGAGAUCAACACCAGACACCGAGCACGAGAGGAUGCUGAAAUCGCUCGACAACUGCGCGAGGAAGAAGAAGAGCAGGCAAGGCGCAAACGAGAGAAUCACAUCAAAAGUCUGUGGCGGACCCUCCACGAUGAGCGUCUAGAUGUUACAGGAUUCGUGGAUAAAGCAAAGGCCAAGCACUUGCGCAUGCCUUAUGCCACGGUCGAACUUGAUCAGAAUGGCGAGCCUUUCGAGCGACUCGAAGUCUUCAGACACCGCAUCGGACCGCACCCGGUGCAUGUUGAACUCGCAAGGCAACGAGAAUGGACUGUCGAACAAGUCCAAGCGCUGCUUGAAGGUCUAAGGCGAUAUGCCGGCAGACGCGUCUUUCAAGACAUCUUCCGUGUAUACUGCCGGGGGACAGGCAUUCUCUCCGACUACAACGUCACGGAGAUUGUGACGAUCGCCGCAGAUAUGAAAGAGCACCUCGAAGAAGAGCAGAUGGAGGUGUAUGGGGCAAUCGACCAGUGGGUGCAGCAAAUCCCGGUGUGGACAAACAUCCAAACGAUGCUAGGGCAGGAGAAUCGUGGCACGGCGGAACCGUAG
Messenger RNA from Zasmidium cellare ATCC 36951, 2214 nucleotides. RefSeq lists its product as uncharacterized. The coding region runs from base 1 to 2214 and encodes 737 amino acids. NCBI's taxonomy places the organism in Eukaryota, Fungi, Ascomycota, Dothideomycetes, Mycosphaerellales, Mycosphaerellaceae. The transcript is spliced from 3 exons. The record is from RefSeq and is a predicted model, not a curated record.